AUGAGACGUUUCUUGAAACUUACUGUCGCUGGUGCUUCUCGUGCCAGUGCUCGUGCUCUUAGAGUUGCCCCAAGAGGUUGCACAAGUUUGACGAAAGCUGGGCAAUGCCAGUUUGCUAAAAGUUAUGCCACUAAGGUUGCCUUGACAGCAGAUAGCUAUCCGUACGUUAAGCGUGAUCCAAACUACAAGCAAUUGGAAGAUUCUGACAUUGCUCAUUUCACCGAGAUCUUGGGUGAUUCCAAGCUUGUCAUCCAAGAAGAUUUGGAUUUUUAUAAUGAAGAUUAUAUGCACAAAUACAUGGGACAAUCCAAACUUGUAUUAAAACCAAAGACUACCCAACAAGUUUCUGAAAUUAUAAAAUACUGUAACGAAAAGAAAUUGGCCAUUGUUCCUCAAGGUGGUAAUACCGGUUUGGUUGGUGGUUCUGUCCCGGUGUUUGAUGAAAUCGUGUUGAGUUUGAGCAGCUUGAAUAAGAUUAGAUCUUUUGAUGAGGUUAGUGGGAUCCUCAAGGCUGAUGCCGGGUUGAUUUUGGAAAACGCUGAUAACUUUUUGGCAGAAAAAGGUUAUAUUUUCCCAUUGGACUUAGGGGCCAAAGGAUCUUGUCAUGUUGGGGGUACUAUUGCUACCAACGCUGGUGGUUUAAGAUUGUUGAGAUAUGGGUCUUUGCAUGGUUCAGUGUUAGGUUUGGAAACUGUGUUGGUCGAUGGUACUAUUGUUGAUUCUUUGCAUUCUUUGAGAAAGGAUAACACCGGUUACGACAUGAAGCAGGUGUUUAUUGGUUCCGAAGGUACUUUAGGGGUCAUCACCGGGUUCUCAAUUUUGUGUCCACCAAGACCAAAGGCCAAGAAUGUGGCAUUCUUGGGUCUUGAGAGUUAUGAAGCAGUUCAAAAGACCUUUAUUGAAGCAAAGGGUCAAUUGGGGGAAAUUUUGAGUGCAUUUGAAUUCAUGGACAACAAAUCUCAAGAAUUGGUCAAGACUUACAACAAGUUGGAUCAUCCAUUGGAAGAACCAUAUCCUUUCUACGUAUUGAUUGAAUCAUCUGGUUCUAAUAAGGACCAUGAUGAUGAAAAAUUGGAACAAUUCUUGGAAGACGUUAUGGAAAAAGAAAUUGUUUCUGACGGUAUUGUUGCCCAAGACGAAACCCAACUUGCAAACUUGUGGAGCUGGAGAGAACUUAUUCCUGAAGCUUCUCAACAUAAAGGUGGGGUCUACAAGUACGAUGUUUCAUUGCCAUUGAAGGAUCUUUAUGAUUUGAUCCCAGCGGUCGAAGAAAAAUUGAAGGCCGCCAACUUAGUUGGAGAAACCGAUGAAUUUCCAGUUAUUGCAUCUGUUGGCUAUGGUCACAUUGGUGAUGGUAAUGUCCAUUUGAAUGUUGCUGUUAGAAGAUACACCAAGGAAAUUGAAAAAGCCAUUGAACCUUUUGUUUACGAAUGGGUCCAGCAACAUCACGGUUCUGUGUCUGCCGAACAUGGCUUGGGUUUCCAAAAGAAGAACUACAUCGGAUACACCAAGUCCGAAAAUGAAAUCAAAUUGAUCAAACAAUUGAAGAAUUUGUAUGAUCCAAAUGGAAUUUUAAACCCAUACAAGUACAUUUAG
This is a messenger RNA of Saccharomycopsis crataegensis, 1596 nucleotides long. It is a transcript of the gene DLD2, whose product is annotated as D-lactate dehydrogenase. The transcript has a single exon. Gene Ontology annotation, cellular component: mitochondrion. The coding region runs from base 1 to 1596 and encodes 531 amino acids. The record is from RefSeq and is a predicted model, not a curated record. Gene Ontology annotation, molecular function: catalytic activity; FAD binding. NCBI's taxonomy places the organism in Eukaryota, Fungi, Ascomycota, Saccharomycetes, Ascoideales, Saccharomycopsidaceae.